Galdieria sulphuraria is the source of this 3093-nucleotide messenger RNA. RefSeq names its product protein HIRA/HIR1 isoform 1. NCBI's taxonomy places the organism in Eukaryota, Rhodophyta, Bangiophyceae, Galdieriales, Galdieriaceae. Gene Ontology annotation, biological process: regulation of DNA-templated transcription; DNA-templated transcription; chromatin remodeling. The record is from RefSeq and is a predicted model, not a curated record. Gene Ontology annotation, cellular component: HIR complex; nucleus. The coding region runs from base 111 to 2945 and encodes 944 amino acids. The transcript is spliced from 3 exons. Gene Ontology annotation, molecular function: protein binding; nucleosome binding.
AUAUUGUUGCGUCCUUCACAAGCUUGGUUGGAAUGUGAUAUUUUUCAAUAAACUUCCAAUCUUGUUAUUAAGAAGAAAGAAAAAUGGACUCGAUUGAAUUUUAAAAAAAUAUGGGAAGAGCUUUACGUCCUGAAUGGUUGACACACCGAGUACGACAAGGUCAACCACAUAUUUUCUCUGUUGAUAUUCAAAAUAUACAAAACAACCCACGAAUUGCUACUUGUGGAUGUGAUGGUAUUGUUAGAAUAUGGUUUUUGAAAGCCCUAGUUAUUGGAGAGCAAGAUCUUAUUGGCGAGGAACAAGAAGAGGGUGUUGAAGUACUCCAAGUGGAGGAAACUCGUUCCACUGAACAGUCAUCCGAUAAAAACAGCAACUCUUCUAUUCCCCAAAACGCUCUUGCUGCUUCUCUCUCCUAUCAUAGUCGCUCUGUGAAUAUGGUUCGUUGGUCACCUCAAGGACAGUGGUUGGCAUCUGCAGGAGACGAUUUUCUCGUUUUCAUCUACCACAAGGAAGAAGGAAAAGGCUACAGUCCUUUUGGUAGUAAAGAACCCACUCCACUAGAAAAUUGGAGAGGUCGUAAGCUGUCAGGUCAUAGCAACGAUGUUCUUGGGGUUGCUUGGUCACCCUCUGGAGAGCUAUUAGCUUCUUGUAGUGUUGAUAAUACUAUCAUCAUAUGGAAUGUGAGAUCAGAUACCAUAGUAACACGUCUACAAGGGCACGAAAGCUUUGUAAAAGGCUUAUCCUUCGACCCUACUGGACGAUUUCUUGCUAGUCAUGGUGAAGACUUGGCGGUUUUGAUUUGGAAGACAAGUGACUGGAGAAUAGAAAAAGAAAUUCGAGAGACGUUUAAAGAGUCACGAACUGUAGAGUAUCAAAAAAGUUUGUUUUAUAGGUUGGAUUGGUCUCCUUGUGGUAGAGAACUUGUUUGUUCCAAUUGUUUAGCAGUUCAUAAUGAUAAACGUAUACAUGCAGCUGUAUUAUUUCAUCGUGAAUGCAAUUUCGAAAGACCAGAGUAUUUUAAGACCUCGGUUCCCGUUCUCUGUGUUCGUUAUUCUAAACGAAUGUACAAAUCAAAAAGAGAUGAACAGGUUGAUAUUGGAAAUGAGGCAUAUACUGCCAUUGCAUUUGGAACAGCCAGUGGUACACUCCUUGUCUGGGUUUCCAAGUCUUCCAAGGCUUUGCUUGCUUUAAAAAACGCUUGUCAAGGUCCCAUAUUGGAUCUCAGUUGGUCUCCAGAUGGCUAUAGUCUCAUUACUUCAUCAGCCAUUGGACCUCCUUUGUAUUUUCAGUUUACAGAAGAAGAGUUGGGAUAUGUCUUGACAGCAAAAGAAGAAAAGCAAGUUUUUGAUGAUGUGCGUAGUAAAUUGGGAGCCAAUUACGAAAACGUUCCUUUGACUCAAUCUACAGUACAACUUGAAAUGGAAGGUUUAUAUGCGAAGCAUAUGCAAGAAGGAUAUUUGCCAAAUCAAAUAGUAUCUUCUCAAGAACAUUUGGAAAAAGACAAACAUAACGGUGUGCACCAACCAUCAUUACAACAAAAGCAACAAGAAUACAAUGUAGGCAAAAAGAGACGAAUAGUACCCAAAUGUCUCUCCACUUCCAACCCACAAGAAAAUGGAGGAAGCAACCCAUUAAUGAACACUGAACAAACUCAUCUUGCAGAACCUAUCGUGACAAAUGGCAAUGAAUAUAGGAACAUGGAUUCUGUUGUUGUUGAUGCAAAUUUGGAUGUUCAUACUAAUCUCCAGUCGGAGCAGUUUCAAAAUCUUCAGCAUAAUGACAAUUCUUGCAGUAAUCAACAGACAAGAGAAAAUUCUUCCACAGAUGGAGCGAAUUUUUUCGUGCAACAUUUUCGUAAAAGAUUGGAAUCCUAUACCCCAACAUUAGGAGAGGCUUGGUUAUUUCAUUCACAAGAAACCCUGGACAAUCCUUCCAAUCGCAAGUUGUCACCAUUUCCUAUGGAAUGGAGCAAACAUCGGAUGAUAGAUGAAGACGACAAGAUAAUUCUUCGAUUUGAAAAUGAUGAAUUGUAUUGUUGUUCAAACGACAAGAUAUUAUGGCAAGCAGCAUUAGCAAAGAAUGCACAUCCGAUUGCUUUGGCUGGUGAAAAAUCGACAUUGUAUGCUGCGGUUUCCAACAGCAAUAUGUUGCAUCUGUUUAGUAUUUAUGGCUCUCGACUCUAUGCUUCUAUAAUUUUGAAUGCUCGUCCGCAUAUGUUGGAAGUAUUCAAGGGAUAUUUAUUUGUGAUUCUGGUUAACGGAGAAAUGUCACUUUAUCGAAUACCACAGAUCCAUUUGGUUCUAAGAGCAUCUGUAUUACCCAUACUACCUGAACAAAUUUCCGAAAAGAUGGGACAGCCGAUAAUUUAUCCACCACUGAUUUCUAAACAAGAAGAUAUCUGUCUUACCUUGUACAAUGGAAGUUCUUAUUUAUUUCAACGCAAUUUGGGAAACUGGAUUUGUAUUGCAGACGACUCUUUUAUUCACUCUGAAUUUUUCCAUAUCAAUUUUUCAAGUCAUUCAGAACAUGAAAGUAUUCCUCAAAGGCAUUUAUUGACAUGGUUUCGCAAAAUGGUUGGAAAGAUGACGACUCCGAAAAUAGCCAAUGUGAAACCAACAAAAGUCUUAUUAGAAAGCAUUGCACAUUUGGAAACUAUGAUGGCAAGUGCUGAUAUCCUAAACUCAAAGGAAGAGUUUAGAAAAUUGUUGUUGUGUUACAUUGAGAAACUUUGCAGUAUUCAAGCAACUGAACUUCCAUCACGAAUGGAUAAAUUGAAACAAGUGUUGGAUGAUAUUCUUCAAGGAAAAGACGGUUUCUUUUCUCGCAAUUUGGAUUCUUUCGAAAAAACUACCUUUAUGUUGCAAGUUGUAUUGCCCAUUGUCUCCAAGAAUCGACAACUUCAAAAUGUUGCAGAAGAAUAUGUAGAAAAGAUCAGGAGCAUGUAACCCAACGAGGUAAGUAUGGAAAUCUAUGAGGUUCUAUAUAUGAUGCACUAUUCAAAUGAUGAGCAAGUUCUGAAACAGAAACUUACUAUUACAUGUUGAUACCAAUCUUCUUCAUCAUUCUAGCAUUACUCUGAGUGCAUUUGUUUAU